Molecule: messenger RNA, 1374 nt
Organism: Peronospora farinosa
Lineage: Eukaryota; Oomycota; Peronosporomycetes; Peronosporales; Peronosporaceae
Source: the annotation of a GenBank genome assembly
AUGCCUUCAGAAGAGGAGGCACGCUCUGUGCGUAGCGCUUUGCGUCUAAGUCUUAAGACUAAAGGCCUCCAGGUCUCGCUUGGUCAGUCUUUUAGCAGUAAGACCAUGGUCCCGGGUCAAUGUAGUUUCGGGGCAGCGACACAACUCGAGCAGCUUUUUGAGCGCACAGUGCAGUAUGGCGAGAACCAGUCCGGACUGUUGCUUGGGUCUAUAGGCAGUGACAGACGAUCCAUUGUGACAUGCGCGAUGCGUAACUUGCGUGUCAAGUUCGGCAACUUUACGGUCGUAUACCUCAAUGGUGUCAUUCUGCAGAAUGAGCUCGAGGCCUUCAAGGAACUGACGGCUCAGCUUACUCGAGCCACAGCAGUAAAGCAUCCGGUACUCUCUUACUGGAACAUGUACGAGUAUCUACGCAGUCUACUUGUCGCUAAAGCCGAAGCAAAGGACCAUGUGAUUGUCAUCCUAGACGCCUUAGAGAAGUUUGUGCGAGAAAGCAGCAAUGCCAAGCAACUGUUGCUUUACAAUUUGCUUGAUUGGCUUCAGGCAGGAGACAUCAAGAUGGGUGUGCUAGGUAUUACUGAUAAUUACAAUGUCGUGGACAAUCUGGAAAAGCGAGUGCGUUCCAGGUUUUCAAACCUUCAAAUUGUUAUUGAACGACCCUCUUUCGAGCAGAUACGGCAAUACCUGGUGCACUCGCUUUCACUCGACCACUUUCCAUGGGACUCUCACAGCGAAUUAAAAAAACCAUCAGCCGAAUACGCAGCAAGUUUUUCCAAAAGUGUAAACAAACUGAUGCUAGAGCAAAGCAAGUUCCUUUCGAGCCUCGAAUUUGACUACGAUAUUGGCAAGCCGCAGGCCUUUUUUGUAAGCCUUACUGCCGCUGCAGUGUACUACAUUGAUGUUGACAAGCCGCUACUUACAGCGCAGCAUUUUUGGCUUGCUAGACACCUGUUGGAGCAAGACCACCAACUUGCCGUUUUAGAGACUGUUACAGAGCAUGGCAUCGCGCUGCUAAUCGGGAUGGGGCAUCUGGAAAAAGGCGACCAGCGUGUAUUCACGCUGGAAAUGGUAUAUGCUCGGUGGGAAAACUUUCUUCGCCAGCACGACAUGCUCGCACAACUGCCGACGCGUGGCGAAGCCCAAAAAGCUUUGGAAAAUCUGCUGCGACUGAAGCUUGUUAAGGAUGCGGGAGAUGCUUUCAAGAUUGGGUGCAGUGGGAAAGGUUUCAUGAAUCAAGGUUUUUCUAGCUCAUUGCAACCUGAAUUUCGGGCUGUACACUUGAAUUUUGCGCCGCGAACCCUGGCAGGUAUGCUUCGUAAUGGUAGUAUUCAGUGCUCGACAUUGCUGAAAGAAUGGGCUAUUAAUGGAAGCUAA